CAAUUGCUGACCGCGGGGCCCAAGCGAACCAAUGGGGACGCAGCAGCCGCGGCGUCCGAACGCGGCGUCUCUUUUUUCCCGCGAAACUCGGCGGAGCUUGUGGGUUGCUCGUCUCCCCGUGGAGUGCCGGAAGAGAGAGGUGCAGUCAUGUCGGGCUUCGACGACCCCGGCAUUUUCUACAGUGACAGCUUCGGGGGGGACACCGCGGCCGAUGAGGGCAAGGCCCGCAAGUCGCAGCUGCAGAGGCGCUUUAAGGAGUUCCUGCGGCAGUACCGAGUGGGCACGGACCGCACCGGCUUCACCUUCAAAUACAGGGAUGAGCUCAAGCGGCACUACAACCUGGGGGAGUACUGGAUCGAGGUGGAGAUGGAGGACCUGGCCAGCUUUGAUGAGGACCUGGCCGACUUCUUGUACAAGCAGCCUACUGAACACUUGCAGCUGCUGGAGGAAGCCGCAAAGGAGGUGGCCGAGGAGGUGACUCGGCCCCGGCCCGCUGGGGAGGAGACACUCCAGGACAUCCAGGUCAUGCUCAAGUCGGACGCCAGCCCGUCCAGCAUUCGCAGCCUGAAGUCGGACAUGAUGUCACACCUGGUGAAGAUCCCCGGCAUCAUCAUCUCGGCCUCGGGGGUCCGCGCCAAGGCCACCCGCAUCUCCAUCCAGUGCCGCAGCUGCCGCAACACCCUCACCAACAUCGCCAUGCGGCCCGGCCUGGAGGGCUACGCCCUGCCCAGGAAGUGCAACACGGAGCAGGCCGGGCGCCCCAAGUGCCCGCUGGACCCGUACUUCAUCAUGCCCGACAAGUGCAAGUGUGUGGACUUCCAGACCCUGAAGCUGCAGGAGCUGCCUGACGCGGUGCCCCACGGGGAGAUGCCCAGACACAUGCAGCUGUACUGCGACAGGUACCUGUGUGACAAGGUCGUCCCCGGGAACAGGGUCACCAUCAUGGGCAUCUACUCCAUUAAGAAGUUUGGCCUGUCCUCCAGCAAGGGCCGAGACAGGGUGGGCGUGGGCAUCCGCAGCUCCUACAUCCGGGUCCUGGGCAUCCAGGUGGACACAGAUGGCUCUGGCCGCAGCUUUGCCGGGGCUGUGACCCCACAGGAGGAGGAGGAGUUUCGGCGCUUGGCUGCCCUCCCCAACAUCUACGAGGUCAUUUCCAAGAGCAUCGCCCCCUCCAUCUUUGGGGGCAUGGACAUGAAGAAGGCUAUCGCCUGCCUUCUCUUUGGGGGUUCCCGAAAAAGGCUCCCCGAUGGACUGACUCGCCGAGGGGACAUCAACCUGCUGAUGCUGGGGGACCCGGGGACGGCCAAGUCCCAGCUGCUGAAGUUCGUAGAGAAGUGUUCUCCCAUCGGGGUGUACACGUCUGGGAAAGGCAGCAGCGCGGCAGGCCUGACAGCCUCGGUGAUGAGGGACCCCUCGUCCCGGAACUUCAUCAUGGAGGGCGGAGCCAUGGUCCUGGCUGACGGCGGGGUCGUCUGUAUCGAUGAGUUUGACAAGAUGCGUGAGGACGACCGCGUGGCCAUCCACGAGGCCAUGGAGCAGCAGACCAUCUCCAUCGCCAAGGCCGGGAUCACCACCACCCUCAACUCCCGCUGCUCUGUGCUGGCUGCUGCCAACUCCGUGUUCGGCCGCUGGGAUGAGACGAAGGGGGAGGACAACAUCGACUUCAUGCCCACCAUCCUGUCCCGCUUCGACAUGAUCUUCAUCGUCAAGGACGAGCACAAUGAGGAGAGGGACGUGAUGCUGGCCAAACACGUCAUCACUCUGCACGUGAGCGCGCUGACCCAGACCCAGGCUGUGGACGGCGAGAUCGACCUGACCAAGCUGAAGAAGUUCAUCGCCUACUGCCGCGCGAGGUGCGGCCCCCGGCUGUCGGCGGAGGCUGCGGAGAAGCUGAAGAACCGCUACAUCCUCAUGCGGAGCGGGGCCCGUCAGCACGAGAGGGACAGCGAACGCCGCUCCAGCAUCCCCAUCACCGUGCGGCAGCUGGAGGCCAUCGUGCGCAUCGCCGAGGCCCUCGGCAAGAUGAAGCUGCAGCCCUUCGCCACGGAGGCCGACGUGGAGGAGGCCCUGCGGCUCUUCCAGGUGUCCACGCUGGACGCCGCCUUGUCGGGCACCCUGUCGGGGGUGGAGGGCUUCACCAGCCAGGAGGACCAGGAGAUGCUGAGCCGCAUCGAGAAGCAGCUCAAGCGCCGCUUUGCCAUCGGCUCCCAGGUGUCAGAGCACAGCAUCAUCCAGGACUUCACCAAGCAGAAAUACCCGGAGCACGCCGUCCUCAAGGUCCUGCAGCUCAUGCUGCGGCGGGGCGAGGUCCAGCACCGCAUGCAGCGCAAGGUCCUCUACCGCCUCAAGUGAGCCUGCGCCGCCGCCGCUGCCUCCCCGCCGCUGCCGUCUCCGGAACUGCCCUCGGGCACUCCUCUCUGGCCCCGGACGGGGCCCACCUGGCCCAGAGAAAGGGGCCGCCCCGCGCUGCUCGCUGCCUCUGCACGUUGGGCCCAGACAGGGCCAGGAACUGAGCUUUUGGAGUCAUCGUAGUAAUAAAGCCGUGUGUAUGUGUGUGU
Messenger RNA from Phyllostomus discolor (pale spear-nosed bat), 2558 nucleotides. It is a transcript of the gene MCM5, whose product is annotated as minichromosome maintenance complex component 5. The record is from RefSeq and is a predicted model, not a curated record. Bases 148 to 2352 code for a protein of 734 amino acids. Gene Ontology annotation, molecular function: single-stranded DNA binding; DNA replication origin binding; 3'-5' DNA helicase activity. NCBI's taxonomy places the organism in Eukaryota, Metazoa, Chordata, Mammalia, Chiroptera, Phyllostomidae. Gene Ontology annotation, cellular component: MCM complex; nucleus. Gene Ontology annotation, biological process: DNA replication initiation; double-strand break repair via break-induced replication; DNA replication. The transcript has 17 exons.